Messenger RNA from Cloeon dipterum, 982 nucleotides. RefSeq names its product V-type proton ATPase subunit E-like. The transcript is spliced from 5 exons. Gene Ontology annotation, molecular function: proton-transporting ATPase activity, rotational mechanism. Lineage: Eukaryota; Metazoa; Arthropoda; Insecta; Ephemeroptera; Baetidae. Gene Ontology annotation, cellular component: proton-transporting two-sector ATPase complex, catalytic domain. The record is from RefSeq and is a predicted model, not a curated record. Bases 106 to 807 code for a protein of 233 amino acids. Gene Ontology annotation, biological process: proton transmembrane transport.
ACAUAACCUCGUGAUUCCGCGUGACUGAUAACAGCAGGGCCGGCAGGCAAGUCGGUAGCAGCACCUGAGCGCACCAGCUGUCCACGAUUCGAUCGGCGAGGAAAAAUGGUCAAAGGCGAGAAAAUGGUGCUUUCCGACGACGAGGUCAAGCGCCAGAUCGAGCAUAUGACCAAGUUCAUCGAGCAGGAGGCCAUCGAAAAGGCCACCGAGAUCGACGCCAAAGGCGAGGAAGAGUUCAACCUCGAAAAAGGAAAAAUGGUCCAGCAAAGCAGAAUCAAGAUCAUGGAGUUUUAUGAAAAGAGAGAGAAGCAAGUCGAGCUCAACAGAAAAAUUCAAAACUCGAACUUUAACAACCAGGUGCGACUGAGAGCCCUCAGCGUCCGCGAGUCGCACAUUUUCCAGGUGCUGGACGAAACCCGCAGUGUCCUUGGCACCAUCGCCAAGGACAAGGCAAAAUACAGCAUCGUGAUGCGCCAACUCAUUCUGCAGGGAAUGCUCCAGUUUCUGGAGCCGAACAUCACCAUCAAGGUGCGUCGGGAGGACGUGGAGAUCACCGAAUCCGUUUUGGACAGCGUCAUUGACGAGUUCACUGACAUCACCGGCAAGAGAAACUGUACCAUUCUUAUUAAUAUGGAAAGCUUCCUGUCUCCAAAAAGCUGCGGCGGAGUGAUUCUGCAGGCCCACGGCGACCGCAUGAAAAUCGUCAACACGCUGGAGGCCCGGCUGGAUCUGGUGGCUCACCAGGUGAUCCCUGAAAUGCGCACGACCCUAUUCGGCACAAACCCAAGCCGCAAAUUCUUCGAUUAAACUUGGAAUCUCAACAAAUAGGAUUGGAAACGAAAACAAAUAAUAAUUUAAUAGGUACAUGAUCAGUUUAUUUGCGCUUGUUUAUACACUUACACAGAGGUUAAUCAUCCGAGAUGCUAAUUAUACUUCCGGUUAUACACAUCAACAGUGAGAAAUAAAAAAAUUAGUCACAAAA